GGGCAGGACGGACCGAAGAGAGGAGUGACUUUUCUUUCAAAAAUAGUACACUUCAUCACGGCAGCAGCCACCGGUACAGCAGCUGAAACAGAGGAGGGUGUGAAACAUGGCUCUUUAAGGAAAUAAAUAACGGGAUAUUAUUAUUUCAACACGGCGAAAAAAGGAAGCGGAUAUUUCUUUCAACUGAGAAGAAACUGCGUUUAAGUUAGAACCACACGUUUCAGUGUUGAUAUUUGGACACGAAUACCUGCCGAAAAUAGUCCCAACCCUCCAUUAUUGAAGCUCCUCUGUCCUGUGUGACCCCCUGACACAGAAAGGAUGGUGAUGGAGGAGGGAGGGCAGAGAGACAGAGGGAGGGGGACUCCAGUGGCAGAAACAGAGGGGAGACAUAUCCUCGUAGAGCUUGGGGAGCAGAACUUGGAUGCCAUCGUUCUCUCUACAUAUCGAACAGCCUGUAAGAUCAGGUUCAUUCAGAAGAGAUGCAACUUGCAUCUGAUCGACAUUUACAAUGUGAUCGAGGCGGUGCGGGACGCCGGUCUGAACGCUGUGGAGCUGAACGCUGGUAUCUCGGUGACCCGACUGGAGAACUUGGUGUUCUCGUUGUUCAACCAGCUCAGCAAGCGCCUGCCCACCACUCACAACAUCAACCAGAGAGAGAGCGCCGUCCUGUUAGUCGAGUUCCUACUGGCCGCCAUUGACAGUGAGCCUGACAGCCGCCUGACGGUGCUCUCUGUGAAGGCGAUGCUGGCCAUACUGUGUGGAGGGAAACUGGUAGAUAAACUCCGCUAUGUGUUUUCUCAGGUAUCGGACUCCAAUGGCGUGUUGGUUUUGUCAAGUUUGAUUCUUUUCUGAGGGAGGCGUGCUCUCAAGCUGCCCACCGCUGCACAUGAAGGACCGUCCUUUGGCUACACACACACUUUGGCACGCUCAUGCUUCCCGCAACAGAAGAGGGUGAUGCUCAACAUGUUCCUGGACAUCGUGAAUGACCCUCCUCCGUGUCUUGUCUGGCUGCCUCUCUUGCACCGCAUGGCCAACGUGGAGCAUGUCCAUCAUCCCGUGUCAUGCUCCUAUUGUCGUGGCAACGGCAUGACGGGGUUCCGCUAUCGCUGCCUCCGUUGCCGUGGUUACCAGCUCUGCCAGAACUGCUUCUGGCACGGCAACGCCAGCAGCUCUCAUAGCAACCAGCAUCAGAUGAAGGAGCACCUCCUCUGGAAAUCUUCAGCGACGAAGCUUGGUCGAGCCUUGAGCAGGACUCUGGGCUGUGUGUCGUCCAGAGAGCCCCCCCAUCCUAUUUACCCAGAGGAACCUGAGCGGACCCUCAACCUCUCCAACAUAGUACAAAGGAAAGAUGAGCUGGAGCAGAGGAUGUCGUCUCUGCAAGAGAGCAGGAGGGAGCUGAUGGUACAGCUCGAGGGACUGAUGAAGCUGCUCAAGGAUGAGGAGCAGCGACAGGCAGCGCAGGCGGCUGGCUCUUCUCACGCCUCUCCUUCUCGACCGAGCCCUUCGAUCGUGCGCUCUGUAGCUGCUGCGUCUCCCCACGCUCACAUGUACCAUCCUCAAGACUCACUCGCUGGGGUGGGCGGUGACGUACAAGAAGCUUUUGCCCAAGGCCCGAGAAGGAACCUGAGGAACGAUCUUCUGGUCGCAGCCGACUCCAUCACCAACACCGUGUCCUCUCUGGUCAAAGAGCUGCACUCUGAUGAUGUUCGGGAGGAAGAGGAGAGAUUGCUGAAUGGGAAGGACAGAGGUUAAAAUGAUCGCAGGACAAACAAAAACAGCAGACUGACGUUUGAUCACGGCCAAAGAAGACUCACCCUGCUGGGAUUAUUAUAUAUCAUCAUAUAUUUAUCGUUAGCCAAUGGGGAAUAGAGCUCCUCUGCCAAUCAACCAAUCACGAUGCUGGACACCAAACGACCGCUGGGUCCCUACUGAUGUAUAGCUGUGAUUCUGUGUGUGUGUGUCAUGUCACUGUGGUUUUAACUUUUUGUUUGAUUUGAUCGUGCAUAGCUAAACAAGGAGUCUGGAACCUGCUGAUUUGUACUGUAGCCUGUGUGUGUGUGUGCUCUGCGUUUUUCGAGGGUCAAGUAAGUGAAGAAAAGAUGUUACGGAAAUUUGUGAAGGAUAAAAAAAAAAACUGGAAAGUUUCAGGAUGGAAAUACAGGAUGUAAAGAGAAGUGGUAAAAAGACGAGAAGUGUGUAGUAAUGUUUUACGUUUCGGCACUGUGUGCUUAGUAUUUAUUGCUUUGAUUUGAGUUUAGACAUGUAGUCUUUCAGUUUGAGUGUUUAUGUGUAUGGUCCUGCUGAGAUGAUAAGCUUUAACGGGACGCUUCCUGCUGAAGGCUGAAAGCUAAGGUCCCGCUCUUGUUACCUGGCAGAUUAGUGCCAUGGUGCUGAUAUGACAGCAGCUCAGGUUGUGCUGGCCUCUCUGUGUAACUCGGUACUGCAGUGGGACUACAGUCGAGGAGGUGUGUGUGUGUGUGUGUGUGUGUGUGUGUGUGUGUGUGUGUGUGUGUGUGUGUGUGUGUG
Molecule: messenger RNA, 2526 nt
Organism: Trematomus bernacchii (emerald rockcod)
Lineage: Eukaryota; Metazoa; Chordata; Actinopteri; Perciformes; Nototheniidae
Gene: dtnba
Product: dystrobrevin, beta a
Biological process (GO): synaptic signaling
Cellular component (GO): synapse; plasma membrane
Molecular function (GO): zinc ion binding
Source: RefSeq, a predicted model, not a curated record